Suncus etruscus (white-toothed pygmy shrew) is the source of this 1708-nucleotide messenger RNA. Its product is annotated as cytochrome P450 2C19-like. Gene Ontology annotation, molecular function: iron ion binding; heme binding; oxidoreductase activity, acting on paired donors, with incorporation or reduction of molecular oxygen, reduced flavin or flavoprotein as one donor, and incorporation of one atom of oxygen. The coding region runs from base 65 to 1537 and encodes 490 amino acids. Gene Ontology annotation, cellular component: intracellular membrane-bounded organelle; cytoplasm. The transcript is spliced from 9 exons. Gene Ontology annotation, biological process: xenobiotic metabolic process. Lineage: Eukaryota; Metazoa; Chordata; Mammalia; Eulipotyphla; Soricidae. The record is from RefSeq and is a predicted model, not a curated record.
UUGAAUUAGUGGAGAGUGAUCGUUAGAUUUCAAGUUCACAGUCAUAUAAGCAGAGAAAGCUUCAAUGGAUCUAUUUGUGUUCCUGGUGCUCUGUAUCUCCUGUUGGCUCCUUUUUGCAUUCUGGAAACAGAGUUCUGAGAAAAGACAUCUCCCUCCUGGCCCUACCCCUCUCCCAGUUCUUGGAAAUAUCUUCCAGUUAGAUAUUAAGGAUGUCAGCAAAUCCCUGAUCAAUCUCUCAAAAAUCUAUGGCCCUGUGUUCACUGUAUAUUUUGGCAUGAGGGCUACUGUGGUUCUGCAUGGAUAUGAAGCAGUGAAAGAAGCCCUGGUUAAUUUUGCGGAAGAGUUUUCUGCAAGAGGAAAUUUCCCAGUAGCUGAAAGAAUUAAUAAUGGAAAUGGAAUCAUUACCAGCAAUGGGAAGAAAUGGAAGGAUAUCAGACGCUUCUCUCUUAUGACCCUAAGGAAUUUCGGGAUGGGAAAGAGGAGCAUUGAGGAUCGUGUUCAAGAAGAAGCCCACUGCCUUGUGGAGGAGUUGAGAAAAACCAAUGCAUCACCAUGUGAUCCCACUUUUAUCCUGGGUUGUGCUCCCUGCAAUGUGAUCUGCUCUAUUAUAUUUCAGAAUCGUUUUGAUUAUAAUGAUCGACAUUUUCUAAAUUUAAUGGAGAAACUUAAUGAAAACUUCAGUCUUUUGAGUUCACCAUGGUUGCAAAUAUGUAAUGCCUUCCCUGUUCUCCUCGAUUAUUUCCCAGGAAGCCAUAACAAAGUAUUUAAAAAUGUUGAUUUCAUAAAAAAUUAUAUAUUUGAGAAAAUAAAGGAACAUCAAACAUCUCUGGACAUUAGUAAUCCUCGGGACUUUAUUGAUUGCUUCCUGAUUAAAAUGGAACAGGAAAAGCACAAUCAAAGCUUGGAGUUUACUUUAGAAAAUUUGACACUUACAGCAGCUGAUCUAUUUGGAGCUGGAACAGAGACAACAAGCACUACUCUGAGAUAUGCUCUUCUCCUCCUGCUGAAGUACCCCGAGGUCCUGGCUAAAGCCCAACAGGAGAUUGAGCAAGUGGUUGGCAGACACCGGAGCCCCUGCAUGCAGGACAAAAGCAGCAUGCCCUACAUGGAUGCCUUGGUGCAUGAGGUUCAGAGAUUCAUUGACCUUGUCCCCCUCAACCUGCCCCAUGCUGUGACCCGGGACAUUAAAUUCAGAAACUAUAUUAUCCCCAAGGGUACAACUGUAAUUACAUCACUGACUUCUGUGUUACAUGACGACAAAGAAUUCCCUAAAGCUAAGGUGUUUGACCCAGCCCAUUUUCUAGAUGAGAAUGGAAAAUUUAAGAAAAGUGACCACUUCUUAGCUUUUUCAGCAGGAAAACGUUCGUGUGCAGGAGAAAGCCUGGCCCGCAUGGAAUUGUUCUUAUUCCUGACCACCAUUUUACAGAAAUUUAACUUGAAAUCUGUGGUUGAUCUUAACGACCUUGACAUUACCCCUGUUAUGAAUGGAUUGACUUCUGUGCCACCAUUUUUUAAGAUCUGCUUUGUUCCGGUGUAAGGAGAAUACAGCGUCUAUUUCUGCUAUUAUUUUGUUUGAAAUCCCCUCUAUUUGGAGUGUGGUUCACCUCUUUCCUGAAAUGUUAUCUUCGUUCUUUCUUUCCCUCAAAGUCCCUUUUCUCAAGACUCAAAAACAUCUGACCUUCAUUAAAGAUGUUUUUGCAGUUUCUCU